Messenger RNA from Metarhizium acridum CQMa 102, 591 nucleotides. RefSeq lists its product as uncharacterized. Gene Ontology annotation, biological process: autophagosome assembly; autophagy. Gene Ontology annotation, cellular component: phagophore assembly site. The record is from RefSeq and is a predicted model, not a curated record. NCBI's taxonomy places the organism in Eukaryota, Fungi, Ascomycota, Sordariomycetes, Hypocreales, Clavicipitaceae.
AUGGACCGCCAGAAGGAUCCGCCAGAGUUCAUCCUCGACGUCUUUACCGAUCCCCGCUCCGUCCGGGACGUCGUCAAAGGCAUCCUCCACACCAUCUUCUUCACACGCUUCUUCCCCUCCCUCACGCCCCGCACCCGCGACGUCCUAGACCUCACGCUCCCGUACGUCGACGACGACGAGCUCGAAACCAUGAUUGACCAGCGCGCCUCGGCUCUCGAGCGCCAACUCGACGCUGAACGCUCCUCCGGCGUCGCCAACCACGCCGGUGGCGGGCGCGGCCAAGUCGCCAUCCAGUUCUUCGAGAAGCGGCGCCGCAAGGCCUGGCUGUCCCGCGGCGACGAGGAGGUCUGCUGGGAGAGUUGGACGCUCAAAGUGACCGUUGCCGAGCCCAGAACUGAAAGCGAGCGAGCCAAAGUCCGGCGUGCCAUGGAACAAACCCUUCUCACUACCGUCAUGAAAAUCGUCACCUUUGCCAACGCCCAUAAAGACCAUAUUCCCCCCAUCACCACUCAGGGUGGCAAUCCGUUCCCGUUCAAGAUUAACAUUGAUCAAAAGGAAACCGGUUGGGCCUCCCGCAUGAGGAUCUACUAG